UAGUUCGGAUUCCAUAAGAUUCAAAAAUCGCGAAAUCUUUACUUAAGAGUUAGGGCAGUAUUAGUUUUUUCUCCGCGCAAUCAAUUUUCCAGGUGUUAAUUCCCCCGACGCUACUGAAUAAAUCAAUAUGGCGGCGGCGGGGAUUCGGAGAGGAGGCGGCGGCGGCGGGCGGCGGGCGAUGGAGGAGGACGAUUCGAAGCUUGUGUUCGAGACGUCGAAAGGUGUGAAGCCAAUUUUGAGCUUCGACGAGAUGGGGAUAAAGGACGAUCUGCUCAGAGGAAUCUACAACUACGGCUUCGAGAAGCCUUCCGCCAUUCAACAGCGCGCCGUUCUUCCAAUUAUCUCCGGCCGUGACGUCAUUGCUCAGGCGCAGUCUGGUACGGGGAAAACUUCCAUGAUUGCCCUCGCCGCCUGUCAGAUUGCCGAUACCAAAUCCUCCGAGGUUCAAGCCUUGAUUUUGUCACCUACAAGGGAAUUAGCUGCCCAAACAGAGAAAGUAAUACUGGGAAUUGGUGACUAUAUAAAUGUGAAAGCUCAUGCUUGCAUUGGAGGCAAAAGUGUGGGCGAGGAUAUACGGAAACUAGAGCACGGAGUUCAUGUUGUGUCGGGCACUCCUGGUAGAGUUUGCGACAUGAUCAAGAGGAGAACUUUACGAACUAAAUCGAUCAAAUUAUUAAUUCUUGACGAAUCCGAUGAAAUGUUGAGCAGAGGGUUUAAAGAUCAGAUUUAUGAUAUUUAUAGAUAUCUUCCAGCCGAGCUGCAGGUUGUCUUAAUCUCCGCUACCCUUCCAAAUGAAAUAUUGGAAAUAACAAGUAAAUUCAUGACCGAUCCAGUUCGGAUCCUUGUCAAGCGUGAUGAAUUGGCAUUGGAGGGAAUCAAGCAAUUCUUUGUUGCGGUGGAAAGGGAAGAAUGGAAACUCGACACUCUUUGUGAUCUUUAUGAUCAACUUAUCAUUACUCAAGCUGUUAUCUUCUGUAAUACAAAGGAUAAGGUUGAUUGGCUAGCAAGACAAAUGCGCGACAAUAACUUUACAGUCUCAUCCAUACAUGGAGAUAUGCCACAAAGGGAGCGAGAUGCAAUUAUGGGUGAAUUUCGGUCCGGUCAGACGAGAGUUCUUAUUACAACAGAUGUUUGGGCUAGGGGAUUGGAUGUUCAACAGGUUUCACUGGUAAUAAACUAUGAUCUCCCUAAUAACCGAGAGCUCUACAUUCAUCGCAUUGGAAGGUCUGGCCGUUUUGGGAGAAAGGGUGUUGCGAUAAAUUUUGUUAACAGCGACGACAUCAAGAUUUUGAGAGAUAUCGAGCAGUAUUACAACGCACAGAUCGAUGAAAUGCCGAUGAAUAUGGCUGAUUUUAUUUAAUAUGAGGUUUUAGAUUGA
This is a messenger RNA of Erythranthe guttata (spotted monkey flower), 1378 nucleotides long. Its product is annotated as eukaryotic initiation factor 4A-3. Gene Ontology annotation, molecular function: nucleic acid binding; RNA helicase activity; ATP binding. NCBI's taxonomy places the organism in Eukaryota, Viridiplantae, Streptophyta, Magnoliopsida, Lamiales, Phrymaceae. The record is from RefSeq and is a predicted model, not a curated record.